This is a messenger RNA of Diatraea saccharalis (sugarcane borer), 755 nucleotides long. Lineage: Eukaryota; Metazoa; Arthropoda; Insecta; Lepidoptera; Crambidae. The record is from the annotation of a GenBank genome assembly.
AUAACAGAGUAAACAUAGUUUCGCUAAAAUGGAAGCUCGUGGCAGUCUCAAUUUUAAUCUCGAUAAAUCGAAAAACCUCGCCAUGAGUCUGUCUAAAGAUCCAAUAACAGCUGGUGUGUUUGUAAAUGGUUAUAAAGAUGGAAAUCCAAAUGCAUUUCCAAAACCGACUGGUGACAGUUUUACUUCAGCAGGAGCUAGUUUGAGUAUACAAAGACCUCCUGGCGGUCUUUCCCUCACCGGCACCCACAUCCCAGAUUUUGGGAAUCAAGUGACCACAUCUGGUCGUGCCAAUAUUCUAGACGCAAAUGAUCAUAAAGUGGCUGUCAAUGCUUUCACUUCGAGAGUCCAUCCAUCAGGUCCCACUCCGAACUACUCGAUUCAUGGAGGGGGAGUUAACUACUCAUUCAGAGAUCAGCUCGGUGCUAGUGCAUCUGUAUCACAUACACCAAUUGCCAAAAUAACAGAACACUCUAUAUCAGGGUCGGUGAAUCUUCACAAGACUCCUACAUCGUCGUUGGACCUCAAUGCACACACUAGCCGUAUGCAAACCCCUUUCGGAAAUAGCCCUUGGCAGCAUGGAGGUUCUAUCACUUUUCGCAAACAAUUCUAACGAGGUGUUAUUAAUGUUAAUACCUAUUAUGAAGUGUAACACUGUAAUAAACUAUGUAAUUAUUUUACUUUUUUUCUUUUCUAAAGUCUAUAAAUUACUAUAUUGUAAAAAAAUCAGCAUCGAGCACAACAUGAGUUCAAUAAAU